Molecule: messenger RNA, 2527 nt
Organism: Rubroshorea leprosula
Lineage: Eukaryota; Viridiplantae; Streptophyta; Magnoliopsida; Malvales; Dipterocarpaceae
Source: the annotation of a GenBank genome assembly
GAUUGAUGCAUAUUGACUUCCUGUUCACAACUAGUAAAGCUCUUUUGUUAUAAUGUCCUCCCCUCUUUAGAUCAACUCAGAGAAAGACAUGGAGAUCAAUUGUUUUAGCCACGAACAUCCAUUGGUGCUUGUGGAUCCAGUGACGGGUGAUGAAGGGUUUAAAGAUUAUUGCUCUGGAUGCCAUGAAGUGGUAGAGGGUUCUUGCUACAAUUGCGGUAAGUGCGGAGUUUUCCUUCACAAGAAAUGCGCGGAGCUACCGCGUGAGAUCAAUCAUCCCCUCCACCACCUGCAUCCUCUUGUCCUUUCUAAGUUGCCAUAUGGUUCCUUCGGAGGGUUUUGCUGUCAUAUUUGCAGGAAAGGUAAUGGAUUUUCUUACAACUGCUCCUCUUGUAACUUUGACCUUGAUCUUAGAUGUGCAAUGUGUCCACAAUUUGUCAAAGGAGAUUUUCAAAAGCUUCAACAUUUUAGUCACGACCAUCCACUGAUCUUUGUUGAAGAUAUUGAUUUUCACGACCAUCCACUGAUCUUUGUCGAAGAUAUUGAUUUUGCGAGGACCAUAGUUUGCUCAGGAUGUCAGAGACCGAUGUCUAGUCCUUUCUACUGUUGUCUUGAUUGCACAUUUUAUCUUCACAAGAAAUGUGCAGAGUUGCCUCUAGAUAUCAGUCACCCUAGCCACCGGAAGCACCCUCUUUUUCUUUUGGCCAAACCUCGACUACAUCAAGAGAAAUGUUCUUGCUUCUUUUGCAUUUCUGAUGGGGGAUUUGUUUAUUACUGUUCUCUUUGUGAGUUUGGUAUUCGAGUUAAAGAUACUUUUAGCCAUGAACAUUUAUUGCUGCUCGUGGAAGAUAUAAGUGAUGAAAGUGGACAAGCUAAUUGCUCUAGAUGCAGGGACCCGAUACAGGGUUCUAGAUAUAGCUGUGAAAAGUGCAGUUUUUUCCUUCACAAGAAAUGUUUUGAGCUACAGCUCGAGAUCAAUCAUCCCUUACACCUCCAGCAUCCUCUUAUUCUCUAUGAUGAUCAAGUGCCACUGCCAAUAAAUCAUUUUAGGUUUUGUUGUAAUGUUUGCAUGAAAAAGACUGGGUCUACAUAUCGAUGCACUUCUUGUGAUUUUAACCUUGACAUAAGUUGUGCUGCGCACCCAAAACUCAUAGCUGGAGAUUUUCAAAAGCUUCAACAUUUUAGCCACUGUCAUCCAUUGAUCUUUGUUGAAGAUAUUGAUUUUGAUGAUGUUUGCUCGGGAUGUCAGAAACCAAUGUCAAGUCCUUUUUACUGUUGUCCUUAUUGCAAAUUUUACCUUCAUAAGAAAUGUACAGAAUUGCCUCUUGAGAUUAAUCACCCUUGUCACCGAAAACACUCUCUUCUUCUUUUGCCUAAUCCCCCACCACAUCAAGAGGAAUGUUCUUGCCAUUGGUGCGAAGAAUCUUAUAGGGGAUUUGUUUAUUAUUGUUCUCUGUGUGAGUUUGGCUUCAAAGCUACAGAUGCAUUUUUGGAAACAAUUAUAGCUAAAACUCACGAACAUCCAUUAAACCCCAUUUCAGCUACAAUUUCAUUUACUUGCAAUGCCUGUGGAAUCGAUGGGAAGCAGUUUUGCUUUACAUGUACCAAAUGCAGCCUUAUUGUACAUACAGAUUGCAUUUCAGUUCAACGCACCAUCAAAAUUACAAGGCAUCGUCAUCGACUUUCUCACAUCUAUUUCCUUCGAGAAAAGGAAACUAGAAGAAGGGAAUGCAAUAUUUGUCAUGAUGAAGUGAAUGUGGAAUAUGGAAGUUACUUUUGUUCAGAUUGCAACUAUUUUGCUCAUGUAAAUUGUGCAAUUGAUAAAUAUCUUUUGGAAGAAGAUAAAGAAGAGGGUGAGGUUGAAGAUGAAAAUCAACUGUCAAAUGACUUGAGCGACAUCUCUUGUGCUUUCAGGGGAAUCAAACUUGGAGAGAUAAAACAUUUCGCCCAUGAACACAACUUAAUUUUCAGUGAUCACGGGGCAGAGGAUGGAAAAAAUUGUGAAGCUUGCAUGCGUUCCAUUUCCACUUCAUUUUACUAUUGUGCACAAUAUGUGACUUUUGCCGUUUUUGGAGCAGCGGGUUUGGCUACCGCUGUGAUGCUUGUGAGAGCACCAUGUGCAUUCAUUGUCAUGAAAUUCUUGACACUUGUACUACUUGGAGACAUGAGCACCCCCUUUACUUCGACCACAAAUACAAGGGAAGGCCCAUUUGUCAAGCUGGGGUUACCAGUCAGGUAUGACAGACCUCACUCACACUCUGUCACUUUAGUGAGGAUAGAUUUUAACCCACCUUCGUGCAACGAGUGUGGUAAGCAUUGUAGAGAUCUGGCCCUUCAAUGCGUACAGUCGAAUUGCAGGUACAUAAGGCACUUUAAAUGUACAUCUACUCGGUAUGUCGUGAUAAAUACAUAAACUCUACUUUGUGUAUUGUGCUAAAUAUAUAAACCAAGGAGGUGGCACUGGUUUGUUAUUUUUCAUGGCGAUGAGAUGGAAUGCCCCUUAAUUAUGUAAUACAAUCUAAUUUGCUAU